This is a messenger RNA of Tripterygium wilfordii, 3932 nucleotides long. Its product is annotated as protein SUPPRESSOR OF MAX2 1. Bases 434 to 3640 code for a protein of 1068 amino acids. Gene Ontology annotation, molecular function: ATP hydrolysis activity; ATP binding. Lineage: Eukaryota; Viridiplantae; Streptophyta; Magnoliopsida; Celastrales; Celastraceae. The transcript has 3 exons. The record is from RefSeq and is a predicted model, not a curated record.
UUCACAUCUGGAUAUUUUGGUUCUUGAAUUGAAUCAGCAUACAUAAGACAGAGAGGGAGAGAGGGGAUUGUUCUUGCGAAGGAGGAGGGGAUCUGAGCUUCCCUUUUGCGCGUUGAAUACUCACACACACACUGUUUGUUGACGGAGAGAGAUAGAACCCCAGGCGAAGGAAAGCUAUAUUACUUUUUCUUGAUUGUUUAUUUGGGGAGGAAAAGGCUUCUCUUUCCUUUCCCUUGAAAAUGCUUAUUUGUCCUUUUUGAGACUCUUUCGGUUAGCUGGGUCGGUCUGCUUCUUUUUUCCAUACUUACUUUCAGGCAUAACAACAAACAAAAAAAGUAAGGGGGAAGUGAAGGGGAAGAUAGAUAUACAUAAUACAAUUAUACAAUUACAGAGGCAUUUGUUUCUGAUUCUUCUUUCUUUUUUUGGGUAAGAAAUGAGAGCUGGGUUUAGCACGAUCCAACAAACUCUGACGCCGGAGGCGGCGAGCGUGUUGAACCAUUCGAUAGCUGAGGCGGGUCGCCGGAAUCAUGGCCAGACUACGCCUCUACAUGUGGCGGCGACUCUUCUUGCUUCGCCAUCUGGGUUUCUUCGGCAAGCCUGCAUCAAGUCCCAUCCCAAUUCGUCCCAUCCUUUACAGUGUCGAGCGCUCGAACUCUGCUUUAGUGUUGCCUUGGAGCGGCUACCGACGGCUCAGAAUCUCAGCCCGGGCCCUGAACCUCCUAUAUCGAAUGCUUUAAUGGCCGCACUCAAGCGGGCCCAGGCUCAUCAGCGCCGUGGAUGUCCGGAGCAGCAGCAGCAGCCGCUGUUGGCCGUCAAAGUUGAGCUUGAACAGCUUGUUAUAUCGAUUCUUGAUGACCCAAGUGUGAGCAGAGUCAUGCGCGAAGCCAGCUUUUCUAGUCCAGCCGUUAAGGCGACAAUUGAACAGUCUUUGAAUUCGACGAGUACGGUGGCUUCUAAUUCUAGUUCAAUUGGGUUGGGUUUUCGUGCACCGACACCGGUAACGGCGGUCCCGGGUCCUACCGGUCGAAAUUUGUAUCUAAAUCCACGAUUGCAACAGCAGAGUAACGCUUCCCAAUCCGGGUAUCAGAGGAAUGAGGAAGUGAAGCGAGUUUUGGAUAUAUUUUUGAGGACUAAGAAGAGGAACCCUGUUUUGGUAGGAGAAUCAGAGCCGGAUGCGUUGUUAAAGGAGCUAUUGAGGAGAAUUGAAAAUAAGGAAAUCGGAGAUGGGCCUCUGAAGAAUGUUCGGGUGAUUCAGUUGGAGAAGCUGAUUCAUGUACAUAAAGAUCAUCGUUUAGACAAGGCACAAAUACCAGGAAAGAUUAAGGAAUUAGGGGAAUUGGUUGAGACCCAGAUGUCAAAUUUGGAGGAUGGAGGCGUGAUUCUUAGUUUGGGUGAUUUGAAGUGGCUGGUUGAGCAGCCAGUAAACUUUGGGGUUACGGGUCUCGGUCCUAUGCCCCUGCAGCUGCAGCAGCAGCAGCAGCAGGUGGUUUCAGAGGCAGGGAGGGCUGCGGUUGCAGAGAUGGGGAAACUAUUGGCGAGGUUUGCGGAGUGUGGUGCUGGCAUGGGAAGACUUUGGUUAAUUGGGACUGCCACUUGUGAAACUUAUUUGCGGUGCCAGGUCUAUCAUCCUUCCAUGGAAAAUGAUUGGGAUUUGCAGGCUGUACCAAUUGCUGCCAGAGCACCUCUUGCAGGGAUGUUUCCAAGGCUUGGGAGCAAUGGGAUUCUUGGGAGCUCAGUCGAUUCAUUCUCUCCAUUAAAAAGUUUACAAACUACAUCUGCUUUGACAAGGCGUGUGCCUGAGAACUUGGAUCCUGCUCGAAGGUCUAGCUGCUGUCCUCAGUGCAUGCAGAGUUAUGAACAAGAGCUAGAGAAACUUGGAUGCGAGGACUUUGAGAAAACCUCAUCUGAAAUUAAAUCCGAAGCAGACAGGCCGGCACUCCCCCAGUGGUUGCAAAAUGCCAAGGCACAGGAUGACAGUGCUAGAACAUUUGAUCAGACACCAACGAAGGAUGAAGAACUAAUAAUGAAACAGAAGUCCUUGGAAUUACGGAAGAAAUGGGAUGACACUUGUUUGCGCCUUCAUCCUAAUUUUCAUCAUCUGUCCAACGCCAAUUCUCAGAGAAUUGCUCCCACUUUCUCGAUGCCAAGCAUGUACAAUCCAAAUUUGCUUGUUCGUCAACCUUUGCAGCCUAGAGUACAGCACAAUAGAAACCUGGGGGAAUCAUUGCAAUUGAAUCAAAGUGCAGUGCUCUCUCAACCAUCUGAGCAGGCAGUUUCACCGCCAGCAAGCCCAGUGAAAACAGACCUCGUUCUAGGGCGGCCAAAGGUGAAGGAGACAAGCCCAGACAAAAUUCAGAGGGGGAUGACCAAAGAUUUUCUGGGAUGCAUUCCUUCUGAUCCACAGAACAGGUCACAUGAACUGCAGAGCAACAGGCUUUUUAGUUCAUCAGAUGCUGACACGUUCAAGAAGCUUCUCAAAGGUUUAAUGGAAAAAGUAUGGUGGCAGAAAGAGGCUGCAUCUGCAGUGGCCACAACUGUGACACAAUGUAAAUUGGGCAAUGGAAAGCGGAGGGGUGCUGGAUCAAGGGGUGAUACAUGGCUACUGUUCACAGGUCCUGAUAGGGUUGGCAAGAAAAAGAUGGCAUCGGCUUUGUCUGAGAUGGUUUAUGGAUCCGAUCCAGUCAUUGUCAAUCUCGGCUCACGACGUGAUGCUGGAGAACCUGAUGUAAAUUUCCGUGGUAAAACUGUCUUAUCUAGAAUAGUUGAGGCCGUUAAAAGGAACCCCUUUUCAGUCAUCAUGCUUGAGGACAUUGAUGAAGCGAAUAUGCUUGUUUGUGGGAGCAUUAAGCGGGCCAUGGAUAGAGGCCGACUUUCGGAUUCAUACGGCUGCGAAAUCAGUCUUGGGAAUGUUAUUUUCGUUCUUACUGCGAAUUGGUUGCCAGACGAUCUCAAGUUCUUGACAAGUAGCAUUUCACUUUAUGAGAAAAAGCUUGCCAUGUUAUCAAAGGGAGGGUGGCAGUUGAAGCUUUGCCUUCAAGUAAAAACUGCAAAACGGCGAGCUAAUUGGCUUUGUGAUGAAGAAAUGUCCAAUAAGCUACGGAAGGAGUCCGCUCCAGCACUUUCAUUCGAUCUGAAUGAAGCUGCUGCUGAUACAGGGGAUAAUAAAACCGACAGGUCAAACAAUUCAAGCGAUCUCACAACCGGUCAUGAAGACGAGAAUGUCCUCCUUAACUGCAGACUAUUAUCAUCCACAACCUCUUCAGCAUCUCAUGAGCUGUUGAGUUCUGUAGACGACACCAUUGUCUUCAAGCCCAUUGAUUUUGGCCCCAUUCGACGCGACAUUGCCAACUCCAUCACGAAAAAAUUCUCCACCAUUAUUGGGAGUGGGCUCUCAAUUGAAAUAGAAGAUGAGGCUCUUGAAAAAAUUGCCGGUGGGGUAUGGUUAAGUCAGACUGGUAUGGAGGACUGGAUGGAAAAAGCUCUUGUUCCAAGCUUGCACCAGCUCAAGUCACGGAUGCCAACAAAUGUGGAUGAGUUGGGAGCCAUUGUGGUCCGGCUCGAACCAGAUGGCAAUUCUGAUGCCAGUGGCAAUGGAGAUUUGUUGCCUAGUAGCAUCAAUGUUGUGGUGGAUGGGUUGUGAGUUUUGGUUUAUACACUUGGGGUGUUUGGAUGUAGAGAUGUAAAUAUCACUCAACAACAAGAAAAACUGUUUUUGGCGGGGGAAGAGUAAGAGACGGUUAGAAAGAAAGGGAGGACGUUAAGAACUUAGAAUCUUGACAAUGCCUUGCACUUCCUUAUUAUUUAAUUUUUUUAUGGUUUUUUUGGGGUAAGAAAAAACAAUAUAUAUAUAUAUAUAUAUGGAAGGUGAUAAUACAUUUGUUUAUUUUAGUUAUUUAUAAUGAUGAAUUAAUAAGAUUGAAGCAUUCUUCUCA